Rhodamnia argentea is the source of this 1107-nucleotide messenger RNA. RefSeq names its product probable carboxylesterase 2. Lineage: Eukaryota; Viridiplantae; Streptophyta; Magnoliopsida; Myrtales; Myrtaceae. The transcript has 2 exons. The record is from RefSeq and is a predicted model, not a curated record. Gene Ontology annotation, molecular function: hydrolase activity. Bases 81 to 1001 code for a protein of 306 amino acids.
CCUCUUCCUCUUCCUCUUCAUCUUCAUCUCCAUCUUCGUCAUCUCUCUGAAUUUCAAGCAGUUCUCGCAAGGAGGAGAAAAUGGACCCAGACGCUUCGGAGGUUGCGCGCGAUUUCCGCCCCUUCUUCAGGGUCUACAAGGACGGACGCGUGGAGAAGUACAAGCUGUUCGACCAAGUCAAGCCCGUCCCUGCCGGCCUCGACCCCGCGACCGGGGUCGAGACCAAGGACGUCGUCGUCUCGCCCGAGACUGGCGUGUCGGCCCGGAUCUUCUUCGCCCGCAAGGCCAGCGGGCCGGAUCGGAAGCUGCCCCUCCUCGUCCACUACCACGGGGGUGGGUUCUGCGCCGGGUCGCCGUUCGACACGGCGUCGCACGGCCUCCUCUCCACGAUGGUGACUCGGGCCGGCGUCGUCGCUAUCUCCAUCGGUUACAGGUUGGCCCCGGAAAACCCACUUCCCAUUGCUUACGAGGACUCGUUCGAAGCCCUAAAGUGGAUUGCAGGCCACUCGGGCGGAUCCGGCCCGGAGCCAUGGCUGAACCAGUACGCGGAUCUUGGGCGGGUCUUCAUAGUGGGGGAGAGCGCCGGAGCCAACAUAGGCCACUACGUGGCUGUCCGAGCGGGCGCGGCCGGAUUGGCGGGAAUCAGGAUCAAGGGCAUGCUGAUAGUGCACCCGUUCUUCGGAGGCAAAGAGACGGAUGAGAUGUACAAGUUCAUGUGCCCAACGAGCUCCGGGCUCGACGACGACCUGAAGCUGAACCCGGCCGUCGACCCCGACCUGCCGAAGAUGGCGUGCGAGAAGGUGCUGGUGUGCGUGGCGGAGAAGGAUUGGCUGAGGGGUAGAGGGGUGAAGUACUACGAUACGCUGUGCGGGAGCGAGUGGAAGGGGAAAGCGGAGCUUGUGGAGGCUAAGGAUGAGGGACAUUGCUUUCAUUUGUUUAGCAAGAACGAGAGGGCUGAGCAAUUGAUCAAGAAGAUGGUUGAUUUCAUCACCGAGGAUUAGAUUAGAUUAGAUAUAACGAGGAAAACACCCCUUUUAAUUAGGGUUGAUUUUCCAUAUAAAUAAUCGAAGCUUGUUUUUAUGUGUUUAUAAAAACAUUUCUUCUCCA